Molecule: messenger RNA, 1083 nt
Organism: Schistocerca gregaria
Lineage: Eukaryota; Metazoa; Arthropoda; Insecta; Orthoptera; Acrididae
Product: heparan-alpha-glucosaminide N-acetyltransferase-like
Exons: 5
Coding region: 1-849 (282 amino acids)
Source: RefSeq, a predicted model, not a curated record
AUGACAUUCCAAAUGACAAAGCAUAUUUGGGUAACUAACACAUGCCUUACAAUAGUUACGUCUUUCCCUUGCAGGUAUGGACAGUAUAUAGUAAUGUCAGAUAUUAUAGAAUCCUGGCGUCAGUGGCUGUUGGUGAUAGCUUUGGCUGUGGCCCAAGUUGCUAUCUCACUAGCCUUACCUGUUCCCGGGUGCCCACGGGGCUACUUGGGACCUGGUGGAUGGCACAUGCAUGGACAGUAUGCCAACUGCUCAGGCGGAGCUGCCAGUUACAUUGAUCGCCUGAUUCUCACUCCGCGGCACAUGCACAAGCUCACAAAUUACAAAUACAUUUAUCAUAGUAGUCAAGUACAUGACAUUUAUGGUAUACUUGGAACCUUGACAUCUGUUCUGACAGUGUACCUAGGAGUUCAUGCUGGUAGAAUCCUUCAGUGCUAUAACUGCACAUUUAUGAGAAUCUCCCGCUGGUUGUCAUGGGGAGUGGUUACUGGCAUAUUAGCUGGAAUCCUCUGUCAUUUCUCGAAAGAAGAUGGAAUCAUCCCAGUCAAUAAGAGUCUCUGGUCCCUAUCAUUUGUGCUGGCAACUGCAAGCAUGGCUUUCCUUUUUCUUAGCUUAUUGUACUUUGUGGCAGACUAUCAUGACUGGUGGAGUGGAGCUCCAUUCCUAUAUGCAGGCAUGAAUUCACUGGCACUCUUUGUUGGCCAUAAGGUGACAAGGCAUGUGUUUCCAUGGACCUGGAAACCUUUCUACAAUAAUCAUUCUGAGCUGUUGGCCAUGGAUAUAUGGGGUACUGCUCUGUGGUUAAUAAUAGCAUAUUUUAUGUAUCGAAAAAAUUGCUUUGUGACUGUCUGAGAAAUGUUACUAAGAGACUGAUUUUAAAUGAUAUACAUGAAACACAGGCAUGAUAUGAGAUGACUACUCAAGGAUAUAGCUUGUGCAUUAUUUAUUGUCAGUGAGUAGUCUACUACAAGAUACACAAGAAUUGAUUGUACAGCACAUCAAAAAAUUUGUAAGUUGAUUUUGAUAUCUUUUUAGUCUUUGUUGAAUGAAUCAGAAUUAAUAAAUUCUAUUGUCCUCUCAGCACAA